Messenger RNA from Cuscuta campestris, 1415 nucleotides. The record is from the annotation of a GenBank genome assembly. NCBI's taxonomy places the organism in Eukaryota, Viridiplantae, Streptophyta, Magnoliopsida, Solanales, Convolvulaceae.
GCCCUCUACCUGCUCAACCCACCGCCGUAUACCGCCACCGUCAUCUGGAACAAUCUCGUCCCAGUUUGCGCCUAAUAGAUUUUGUUGGCGGGGAAAUUGAAGCCUGAAGGAUCGAUCAACUCUGCUAGGAAGCAGAGAAGAAGACGAAGGAGAUGAGCUUUCAGGAUCUGGAACCGGGUCGGGCAGUCGGGCCGCGGCGCGAACAAGACCCGACACGGGCUCAGGUUUUCCAGAUCAAUACCGCCGUCUCCAGGUUCCAGAUGCUCGUCAAUUCCCUCGGCACCGGCAAGGACACCACAGAGCUUCGAGAAAAGCUGCACAAGACUAGGGUGGAGAUUGGUCAGUUGGUUAAAGAUACAUCUGCAAAGUUAAAGCAAGCCAGUGAAACAGAUCAUCGUCCCGACGUCAGUACUAGCAAGAAAAUAGCAGAUGCAAAACUUGCUAGAGAUUUUCAAGAAAUAUUGAAUGCUUUUCAAAAGGCUCAGAGGCUUGCUGCUGAGAAGGAAACCACAUUCAAACCUUACGUUCCCCAAGCUAUCAUUUCUUCAAGUUACACUUCUAGUGAAGCUGAUAGUGGGUCUGGUAGGAUUCUGGAGCAGCAAGUUCUACUUGCUCAAUCUAGGAGGCAAGAGGUAGUGCUUCUUGACAAUGAGAUUGCCUUUAAUGAGGCUAUCAUAGAUGAAAGAGAUCAAGGGAUACAAGAGAUUCAGCAACAGAUUGGCGAAGUAAAUGAAAUUUUCAAGGAUCUUGCUGUGCUAGUUCACGAGCAAGGAGCCAUUAUCGUUGAUAUUGAUUCGAACAUUGAGAACUCUCAAGCUGCAACUGCAGAGGGAAGAUCACAAUUAGCUAAAGCUGCAAAGUCACAGCGAUCAAAUUCCUCUCUGAUGUGUCUACUCCUGGUGAUUUUCGGGGUUGUCCUCGUCAUUGUGGUCAUAAUUCUUGUAGUAUAAGCACGCUGGGUGCUUGAGACUUGCGAUUAUCAAAGAAGAACUUUCUCAAAACGACGAAAGUCAUCUUGUGUUGGCUUUUGCAGCUUUUUGCGGCAGUAAUGAUCUGGGAAACACUCGCGUUUGUUUUCUUUGUGCAGAUUGGCUGUUCAGUUGUACAUGAUGAUGUGCUUGGAACUUUGGAUGUUCUAAGGUGUGUUUGUUUCCACGCAAUUGUUUAUUCAUUUCAACAACUCAUAACCAGAUGUGCGUUUGUUUUCUAUGUAUAUGUUCAUUGUCACAAUGAAUAUACGAGUCUAAUAAAAUCUUCAAGUGUUUCCACGCAUGGUCUUGCGGUGUCUUGUAAUAUUUGAGAAUUUGUAUUGCUAUAUUUAUCUUUCAAAACUUCAUUGGGAGUAAGAAACAUACGGAGUAGAAAAGUGUUUGAGUGACUAAGGCUUUGUUUCAAAAUAACAUUUUGGAUAUUGU